ACUUUUGAUCCCUCCAUCGCCAACUGUGACUUUGAGGGUGGUUUCUGCUGACACACCCAGGAUCAAAUGGAAGGAUCCCCAUGGAAGAGGGUGUCAGUCAAGCCCAACAUCUACAGGAUUGGGGACCACACAACAGGGGCAGGAUCCUUCCUUCUGGCCCACUCCCGGCUGAAUCCACGCGCUGGCUAUAUUAGCCACCUGCUCGGGCCUCUUCUGCCCGGCAACAUGAAGUACUGUCUGAGGUUCCACUACUCUCUCUGUGAAUUCAUCCAGACAGACCAGGCUCUCACCGUUUACAUUCAGCAUCAGAGCGGAAUCACACAGGAGAGGAUAUGGACCCAGAACGACAAGGUGUCUGGAUAGCGACAGAGGUCACCAUCCAGAGUCCAUAUGUUGCCAAUGUGGUGUUUGUCAGCACAUGUACGAACUUCUGACUGUGGGUCAGUCGCUCUGGAUGACAUCAGUGUGAGCCUCGGGGAUUGUGAUCUUACAGCAGGUCUUCUCCUGUCUGUCCCUGGGCUCUGUAACUUUGAGACGGGUCACUGUGGGUACAUUCAGGACAAAGAGGGUGAUAAAGGUGACUGGGUACUGGUGAGAGGGCCUACCUCCACUUCUUACACCGGGCCGAGGGUGGAUCACACCACAGGAGUCGGGUACUACAUGCCAGGGGUUCUCUGUGCCUGUGUUUCUUCUACCACAUGUAUGGCUCGGGCAUAGGUGAGCUCAGUGUCCAUCUGAGCAAGAAUGGAAAGGACAAAUUGCUAUGGAAACGCACUGGAGAGCAGAGCAUCACCUGGUUGAGAGCCACUGUGGAAUACCAAAGUGACCAACAGC
Molecule: messenger RNA, 834 nt
Organism: Oncorhynchus tshawytscha (Chinook salmon)
Lineage: Eukaryota; Metazoa; Chordata; Actinopteri; Salmoniformes; Salmonidae
Product: MAM domain-containing protein 2-like
Exons: 5
Coding region: 391-717 (108 amino acids)
Cellular component (GO): membrane
Source: RefSeq, a predicted model, not a curated record